Aplosporella prunicola CBS 121167 is the source of this 951-nucleotide messenger RNA. RefSeq lists its product as uncharacterized. Bases 1 to 951 code for a protein of 316 amino acids. Lineage: Eukaryota; Fungi; Ascomycota; Dothideomycetes; Botryosphaeriales; Aplosporellaceae. The transcript has 4 exons. The record is from RefSeq and is a predicted model, not a curated record.
AUGGCUGCCAUCUUCGAAAACAUACCAAACGCUGUCGCUAAGUUCGGACUCGAUGGCUCGAUCCCGGAAUUUGCGGACGGAACCCUUUCAAGGCCCUUACGGGGCGCACAGUGCCACGUUUACAAACUCGUCUUCCGUGAUCGCACAACAUGGGCAGUGCGCGUCCCCAUCAAACUUUCCAUAAACUCGGCAAUCGAUGUCACGGCUGGAGAAAAUGAGAUCUUGAGACAACUAGAGGCCAGUGGUUUCUCUUGGUCCCCGAAGCUCAUUGGCGAAGAGUUGAACUUCCACAAUCCGGUCCAGUUCCCUUUUACCGUGUAUAACUGGAUUCCUGGCAAACAACUACAAUCGCAAUGCCUACUUGACUAUCUUACGCGCAUUAUCGACAACAGAGUCAUCCGCAUAUGCCGAGGUCAGCUAAAAGGCUUUCGGAUUAGAGAUUGCUUCUAUCACCGAAAUAUUUUAUCCCAAGUGGUAGACAUAAAACUUGAUAAUGAUCUAUACUUUAUGGGUCAUGGUGACAUCGCCGCUCCAAAUAUAAUAAUCGAUAGCAGCUUCAAUAUAUCGGGGAUUCUAGAUUGGAGUUUUGGAGCAUAUGAGCCUUUCCAGCUCGCUGCUGCACUGCCUCGUAUCUUCCGAGCUGAAACCCCGUUGAACCCCACCGUAAGAGAACAGGAUCGAAAAUGCUUUAUAAAUGCAUUACGGGCCGAGUUAAACCCAGAAAACCGGGAUAUUGUCCUGGGAUUGAUCCGAAUGUACUCUCAGCCUGACCUUGACUAUAGACAGCAAGUACUUGAGGCUGUAAUUAGUAAAGGUGCAUUUAAAUCUCUAAGUCAAAGCUUCCCGCUAAAGCCAGCGGUAGAUGUUGACCUUGAGAUCAGCCAAUUUUUACGGAGGAGGGUUGGGCAAAAGAGCGGGCUAACAAAGAAUGAGCUCCUCAUGUAUCUAUAG